Messenger RNA from Penicillium chermesinum, 567 nucleotides. RefSeq lists its product as uncharacterized. Bases 1 to 567 code for a protein of 188 amino acids. The transcript has 2 exons. NCBI's taxonomy places the organism in Eukaryota, Fungi, Ascomycota, Eurotiomycetes, Eurotiales, Aspergillaceae. The record is from RefSeq and is a predicted model, not a curated record.
AUGAAGUUCACUGAACUCGCUAUCUCCCUUGCCUUCGCCGGCGUUGUUUCGUCUGCUGCUAUCCAGGGACUUGGACUCCCUAUCGUGGAGGGUACCGUUGCGGGAGUUGAUGGCGCUGUUGAUGGAACCCUAAGCGCGGCUGGUCUUAAGCGGGAUAGUGGCGAUGCCUUGAGCGGCGCUGUCUACGGUGUUACCAGCUCCCUCAACGGCGUGACUGGCAUUGCAGGAAGCCUUGCUGGUACCGCCGAGAGUACGACCUCCGGCCUCGUCGGCACUGCGGAGUCUACUGUUGGAGGUCUCAUCCCCGCUAAGCGCGACGAGCUUGGUGCUAUUACUGGUACCGUUGAGGGGACCGUUGACACUACUGUUGGUGCCACUACUGACGCCGUUGAGGCUGUUGUUCCGCCCACUGUCCACGGUAUAUCCGUCUACCGAAACCCCAGCGGACUCAUUGGCGCCCUCGAGGGUCUCCAUGUUGCCCUUGCUAGGGGAGAUAUCACCCAUGGCCAGCUCUCUGGCAUCCCCGUCGAGCUCGAGAAUGUCGUUGCUUAUCUCUACACUGCCUAA